Molecule: messenger RNA, 1770 nt
Organism: Acanthaster planci (crown-of-thorns starfish)
Lineage: Eukaryota; Metazoa; Echinodermata; Asteroidea; Valvatida; Acanthasteridae
Source: RefSeq, a predicted model, not a curated record
AUGUUAGCACGCCUGAAUUCGUUCACCUUGCCAGCUCGUUGCGCAUUUAUGUUAGGAAGCUACACAAGAGCCAAAUAAGCCGCAAAGUAUACAGAUCUUGUUGCCACGAGAAUUUGAAUCCAGCUAUUAAGUGAAGGAAGACGUUGAAGAAUGGAGAUUCGAUUGAUCUGGGUGAUCGCAUUUUUAGUUAUCUUGCUGGAGCAAAGUUCCUUCAACGAAUCUGUACAGACUAAAAGCAAUGUGCUCAUGCGAGAUUUCAGCUUUCACAGAAACAAAUCUGGAAUCGUCGCAAGAAACGUCGACAGAAAUGUGAAAAUUCCUCACGCCGACCACAGCGAUGCACUCUUUGAAACGGCUUCUAGUCCCCCAAGGAAGGGGACAAGAAUACCGACUAGACACAAACGCCUCGGAGAUAACCUGCUGCAGCAUGCUGACAUGGUUGACGGUAAACCGUUCAGAUAUGGCGUGGUGAAGCGCCAAGGAGAACCAGCACAGCUGGCGGAGAACGCUGACAUGAUUGCAGACGAGCUGCUCAAACAUGGCCACGAGACAAUGAGACAGCAGAAGAUCGGCGAGCGAAUGGAGACGGAAGCAGCACGGCGGACAACGUUUAUCAUCUGCUUCGCUAUUAUGGGAUGCUGUUUCAUAUGCACAGUCCUUACUGUAAAAAAACUCUGCUCUUACGAGUAGAAUACAGGACCAGCGAAAAACAAUAACCGGAAUAUACAGUUCGUUUGAAAUGUAACACGGGUUUUCAGGGAGAGCGGUAAACGCUUGCGCUCUCAAACAUGGCAGUAGUUUGCCUUGAAACGGGCAUCUUAUUUGCAACUACACGUUACUUCGUGCCUUGCCAAAUAUAUAUCCAGGCGCAAUUCCAUGACAUAAAUAAAGUCAUUGCCAACUUGACUUUCAACUUCUGGUCAAUUAACCAUUUCCCUUGUCGUGAAUGAUUCUACGGCUGUGUCAUUGUUCAGCAUGAAAUUUACAAGAGCGCAGACAAGAUUUGACCAACUGUAUUUCAUUAUUUCUGAACCAGGUGAACAUCUUUCCAGUCGCGGUUCGGUCUCACAAAAUGACUUUAAGGCCAUUUCUGUUUAGAGUACACUGAUUUCUUUAUUUUGAUACGUGACAGAUUUGGGCAUCCGAAUGAAAAUUGGGAAUGGGUGAAAAAUGUCGAGGGUUCCGACCGAUUCACACGGAGCAGUAUGCCCUUCAAGAUGCACUCCCUGUGGCACUGGCUUUUCAAUCAAAAAGUUGACUUGUGACUCGUUAGGUUGGACCACCAAGUUUAGAUUCGAAGUUCUUCCGCGACGAGUAAUGAAUUCCACAGACAACUGAAUUUCAUGCAAUGCUUUUUUUGCAUUUUAUUUUACGAAUGUCACAAAUGAAUGAAAGUAAAUUACGAGAUUAAGGAGGAACACUGUGAGGGACUUUUCCUAAAAUUAGCUUUGUUAUUCAUCCUAGAUAAUAAAACAUUCGACUUAAGGUAAUACCUGACAAAAAGAUAAGAAGUAAGAUUGACCAGUGGAAGUGGCUUGGUUGGUUAUACUUUUACGAGUAGAAACAAUAUCUACUACCUGCUUUUUUGCUCUUGAAUAUGAUGGACUUCUGGUCCCAGUACUGCUCGUUUUUGUUCACUGUACACAACCUGUCAUCUCAACAUAAAAAAGGUACAAGAUGUAUAUUACAAAACCCCAUUUUAUGAAUCUUGUGAAUCCGGUCAAUGACUCACUGUACAGCACUGUCGAAUGUUGAAGCUUUUUUAAAAAA